Messenger RNA from Tetranychus urticae (two-spotted spider mite), 1974 nucleotides. It is a transcript of the gene PIG-U, whose product is annotated as phosphatidylinositol glycan anchor biosynthesis class U. Gene Ontology annotation, biological process: attachment of GPI anchor to protein. The record is from RefSeq and is a predicted model, not a curated record. Lineage: Eukaryota; Metazoa; Arthropoda; Arachnida; Trombidiformes; Tetranychidae. Gene Ontology annotation, cellular component: GPI-anchor transamidase complex; membrane.
UUCUGUUUGUAAGUUUACAGUCACUGUAACACAGUGUAAAUAAUGUUUCUAAAAUGUUUCUAAAAUGUUGAAGUAUUCAUUUUUAAUCAUUGGAAUUUAAUUUUUCUUUUGUUAUAUUUGGGCUUAGCAUUGAUUGAGUUGUGUCAUUAUAAUACGCUGCCUGGUUGACAAGCAACUAUCCUAAAAUGAUGUGCACAAUAAUUAAGGCAAGUUUUUUACUUGCUUUUGGGUUCAUUAUUCGGAUGUUUUUGAUUACCAGUUCAUACCAGAAAAUGAUCGCUGAUAGAGUAGAGGUUUCUACUCCAGUCAAUUCUUGGAGAAGAGCUGUUGAAGGAGUUACUUUGAUGAAGCUGAAUAUUUCACCAUAUGAAGGAGAUACUUUUCACGAAGUUCCACUCUUUCUUCAAUUUUAUCAUUUUCUGCUGACAAACUUUGAACAGUGGAUACCUCUCAUAUUUGCCAUCAUUGACAUACUCACUGGACUUUGUCUCAGCUUGGCUAGUUAUAAUCAAUUGAAGACUAUAAAAAGAUGGGAAAAGAUUAGGCUGUCAAAGCUGCCAUCAUCUGAUGCUAAGAAAUUGGAAAUACCAGAGAAAAGUAUUGCUCAAUUAAGCUUCCGAGUGUUAGCAAUCUACCUGUUUCUUCCAUAUUCAAUAAUGGCAUGUACUGCUCAAACAACAUCUGUGUUGAUCAACUUUUUAGUUAGCCUUACAAUGUUGUUUAUAAGUUUUGGUUGGCGAGUUAUCGCUUGUUCAUUAGUCGCUCUGCUAACUUAUCAUUCAUUUUAUCCAAUUUUACUGAUUUUCCCUGUUCUUAUGGUUUCUGAGAAAACCAAUCAGAAAGGAAAAUCAUUUACAUAUGCUUCAAAAAGCUCGUGUUUCUCAUUGAUAUCAUGUUCAAUUGCAACUCUUCUUCUUAUCUCCAUUCUUGUUAUGAUUUCAAAAUCAAUUACUGGAUCAUAUGAUUUCUUUUCGUCAACAUAUUACUUCUUACUAUCCGUCCCAGACUUUACUCCUAACAUUGGACUCUUUUGGUAUUUUUUUGCUGAAAUGUUUGAUCAAUUUCGUGAAUUCUUUCUCUGGACAUUCCAAAUAAAUUCUUUUGUUUACUCAAUUCCUCUUUCAUUAACUUUAAAGAACAAUCCAAAUUUCUUCUUCUUGAUCACCCUCAUUCUGCUUUCCCUUUUCAAACCAUAUCCAUCCGUUAGUGAUUUAGCUAUUUAUUUAGCCUUAUUACCACAAUGGACACAUUUAUUUACAUAUAUGAAACAAGGACUUCUUGUCGCUUGUGUGUUUAUUUCCUGUAGUGUUCUUGCCCCUCUCAUGUGGCAUAUGUGGAUAAUUUUAGGAACAGCAAAUUCAAAUUACUAUUUUGGAGUUACAUUGGCGUAUAAUGUUGGUCAAAUUUUUUUAAUCACUGAUUUACUCUUUGCUUACUUGAAGCGUGAAUUCUAUCUGUCUAACGGAAUCAAAGUCGAUGAUAAAGAUAAACCAUUGAAACUCGAGCUGUCUGCUGAAUAAACAAACCAUUACUGUAUAGAACUAAUUAUUCUGUUGGAAUGAAGAAAUUGAUCUGAAUCCGUCUCAAUUCAUUCUGGCUCAUGGAUAAACAGCUCAUUUAAAAGAAAUAAAAAGUUAAUUCAAAGGGUGCGUAAGGCUACUAUGUUAACACGAAGACCAUGAACAUAAAAAUCGUUAAUAUGUUCCAAUUAAAUAUUGGUUAAUGAUAAAAGGGAGACAAACAGUUUGAUAACUUUUCUGAUGACGAAAAUCGUGAAACAUUUUCUGGUCAUUCAUUUACUGUAAUUGAUAUUUAUUCUUAACUCAGAAUGAUCUCGUAUGAUUUUUCAGAAAUUACACAUCGGAAUUGUCUCCUUUUCCUAUCAUAAAUUAACUAUUUUUUUAGUCUUUCACAUUAUUUUGUGUACUCCAAGAUUAUCUUUUGGAUAAACAAUAAAUUUGUUUAGAUGGAAAA